AUGGCUGAUGGUGUACCCUGUACUCUUAUCACCAGCUGCUCUUCCACCUUCACUGGAGACCGGCUGGUGCAACACAUCCUUGGAAUGGAAGAUCUUGUUGUGGAAGCAACUGCCAAUGAUGCCGUGAGAUAUCCUUGGACCAUUGAUAAUAAGAACUAUUCAGCUGACAUCAAUCUGUGUGUAGUGCCCAACAAAUUUCUCAUCACUACAGAGAUUGCAGAGUCUGUCCAAGCAUUUGUGGUUUACUUUGACAGCACACAAAAAUCUGGUCUUGAUAUUGUCUCCUCAUGGCUUCCCCUGGCAGAAGCAUGGUUACCUGAGGUGAUGAUCUUGGUCUGCAAUAGAGUGUCUGAGAAUGGUGUAAACCGACAAAAAGCUCAAGAAUGGUGUAUAAAACAUGGCUUUGAACUGGUAGAACUUAGUCCUGAAGAGUUGCCUGAGGAGGACGAUGACUUCCCAGAAUCUACAGGAGUAAAGCGAAUUGUUCAAGCCUUGAAUGCCAAUGUCUGGUCCAACGUAGUGAUGAAGAAUGAUAGGAACCAAGGCUUUGACCUUCUCAGCUCAUUGGGUGGAGCAAACCAUAGCAUUGUCGCAGACACCUGUCACUCAGAGCAGCCCCAUUUGCCAGCAACAGAUAGGACUGAAUCCCUCUUGGAUCACCGGGGUGGUACAGCUAACACAGCAGACGCUCAGGUUGACAGCAUUGUGGAUCCCAUGUUAGAUCUGGAUAUUCAAGAAUUAGCCAGUCUUACUAUGGGUGGAGGAGAUUUGGAGAAUUUUGAAAGACUGUUUUCAAAGUUAAAGGAAAUGAAAGACAAGGCUGCGGCGCUUCCUCAUGAGCAAAGAAAGUUGCAUGCAGAAAAGGUUGCCAAAGCGUUCUGGAUGGCAAUUGGGGGAGACAGAGAUGAGAUUGAAGGCCUUUCAUCUGACGAAGAACACUAGACUAUUCAUACCAGGGAAUGGGAGUGGAAUGAGAGGCUCAAAGUCUGUGAUUUGCCCAAGUUAAAGAAGAGGAAAACCGCUAAGCCACUCCUAGUCAACCUUUUAGGUGGCUUCCCCUGCGUCCACACUUGGUUACAGCAGGUCAGGAGCUAGUGCCACCUUUCCUGGG
This is a messenger RNA of Molossus molossus (Pallas's mastiff bat), 1111 nucleotides long. RefSeq names its product alpha- and gamma-adaptin-binding protein p34-like. The record is from RefSeq and is a predicted model, not a curated record. NCBI's taxonomy places the organism in Eukaryota, Metazoa, Chordata, Mammalia, Chiroptera, Molossidae.